AUGCUCGAAAGUAUCUCUUUGUUCUUGUUUCUCCUCUUCUUUACACCUCUUUCUCUAUUAAUUUUUCUUCGUAUUUUUCUUCGUAUUUCUCUUUUACUAGAUUAUCCUCUUAGCCACCUCCAUCUUUCUCUCUCUUUCCCUCUUUCUCUCUCUCUCUCUCUCUCUCUCUCUCUCUCUCUCUCUCUUCUAUUUUUCUCUCUUCCCUCUGUAUCUUCCUCUUUCUUGUUCUUUCUUCAUACUAUUUCUCUCCCCUUUCUCCUCUCCCCCUCCUCUCUCUAUCUCUGUCAAUUUCACUUAGUAUCUGACCCUUUCUUGCUCUCCCUUUUUCAUACUAUUUUUCUUCCCUUUCUCCUCUCCCCUCCUCUCUCUCUUUGUCAAUUUCCCUUAGUAUCUGACCCUUUCUUGCUCUCCCUUUUCAUACUAUAUGCUCUCCCCUUUCUCCUCUCCCCUCCUCUCUCUCUUGUCAAUUUCCCUUAG
Acanthosepion pharaonis is the source of this 477-nucleotide messenger RNA. The record is from the annotation of a GenBank genome assembly. Lineage: Eukaryota; Metazoa; Mollusca; Cephalopoda; Sepiida; Sepiidae.